UCCCAGCUGUCUUAAUGACAUUUCUUGACAUGCUUGGGUAAACGACCCCAAGGUUUAACCCCCCCCACGCCCCUCUCCACUGCAGGCGUGUGCCAACACGAGUACGGCUUUGGAAACCAUGACGACUGUCGAUGGAGCAUCUCGUGCUCAGCCAAGCGAACAGUUGAUAAAGAAGCUUGAGGGUUCAUCACCGCCACCAACUGGAUUGGAGUGAAAACGUAAGUCAGUCAGUCACUCACACCUACUGUAUUUUUCUUUGUUUUCAAUUUUGACUUGAGCCAUACAGAAUGAAAAAAAAAAACAAUAUAAAGAAGUUACAAACAAUAAAAACAAAUACAAAAUUAAAGCAAGGGCAGCGUUUUAUGCUGUGUUGAAAGCCAAGGAAUAAUUAAAAAAAUAAAAUAAAAUCACAAGUGGCAAAAGUCCUCACAUUCUGUACUUAAGGAGAACUAUAGAUCAUGUGCAAACUCAAGGCCCGGGGGCCACAUUCGGCCUGCCACACCAUUUUAAGUGGCCCGCAAAAGAAAAUUGUAUGAUUCUUGCUAAAAUCUGUACCAACAUUUCAAAUUGUUGUAUGUAAUAAUAACAUUGAGAUAUUACAGGUAUAUUACAAGCAUUUAUUAUUAUUAUUUUUUUUUACCAAACCCAUUGUUUUACAGUAUCUUGAUAAGUAGUUGAACAGACAAAGGACUUCUGUUUUCAAAUAGAGUUAUCCAUCAAUUUGUUGUGUGGACCGGGCCAGACCAUGAAUAGCAAAAAAUCACAGAUAACUGAUGCCCAUUUUGGGAAAAAUUAUUUUAAGAAAACUGAAAAAAAUAAAAUAAAAAAUCAGCGAGUAGGUAAAUCUGCAGGUCCCAAACCAUGAUAUGUGGGGGUCCACUGAUUUAUAGUGAGGCUAUGAAACAUUUAUAUGGUUUCAAAGUCAUAAAAGCCCUCUGAGGGGAAUUGUACCAACAAUGUGGCCUGUAACAAAAAUGAGUUUGAUACUUGUAUAUAUACUUGUGAAAAACAAAAAACACUGAUAAAAGUAAAAAAAAAAAAAAAAAAAAGUUACCGCUCAUGUGUUUAUGUAAAAGUAAAAAAAGUGCACCUUUUGAACUGAACCGAGUAACAAAAAAAAAUGCUAAAUUCACUAAUGACAACAACUGAAAUAAUACAUCUUAUGUAUACUGUAUGUUUUACGUAUAUAUUACACUUCAAGCAAUGGCAUAUUGGUCAGCACCAACGUUGGUUAGCGAGCCCGCUAGCAGCUGGCUACUGCUAGUGGGCUCGCAGAUCGCUCCCUCCGCUGCGUCGUGUGUGGGUCCGCACAGUAACGAUACUGUAGCCCAAAUAACACAUAACACUUCUGGGAAGAUGCAUUUUUGGCAUAGCAUGCUAGUUAACUACAUGCUCUAGUCGCAGAAAUUGGCCAAUUUAUUAUUAGUGCCGACUAAUAAGUAAGUGAGUACUUGGGCUAAUUUCUAACCCUGUCCCAAAAAUCCAGACAAGUGAAAUGGUGAAAAAGAGUUUAACAUGAUAGCUUAACACGAUAGCUCCACAAUUUAAAUUGUUCUCAUUCUUUGCACACAUUUCAGCACUUACCUUCAAACAUAUUCAAUGUAUUUACAAGCAAAUCACAGCAAUCCCUUCACAGGGUCUUUAAAACAUACACCUUUGUAAAUGGGAAGCUGUACCAUGUGUUUCUGUGUAACAGAGAAAACUAUUUUCUUGCUCAAAUGUUGAAAAAUAACUACAAAAACUGUCAGUUGCCAGGUCGGCAUUGCAAAUGGAAAUCUGUUCUCAAUUUCCUUACCUGGAUAAAUAAAUGUUAAAUUAGAAAUAUAGAUAUAUUGCUAGUUUUUAAAAAAAAAAUAUUGUUAGGUCUUUUUGGGGGUGAAGUUGCUAGGGUGGUCUGCCUGAGAAGUUGCCGAUCUAGCAAUAACAGUGCUAAAUUGAGUCAAUGAUUGGACUAUAUAUUUCAACGUUCGUUCUUAUUUAAAUCACAAAAAAAGUUACUGUAAAAUGGGUUCGGGGUGCCCCGGUGUUGAAAGAUUGGUAAAAACAUCGCCCCACCUAUGAAUGCUGCCCUCGAUUUUAAAGCAAGCGCACCAUUAAAUGGCAUUCAAAUGUUUUCCAGCCAAUCAGAGCGCAGAAUGAAGGCAGCGCUGUCGUUUGAAUACACUGCGGAAAAGAGACGAGGCAGGCAGACACUUUCCACCCAAGUAGAGAAAGUGUGUACAGGGCGGAGGCGAUGUAGUCAGCAAGCAAAUUAAUUACGUCGGUACGAUUCAAAGCGGACGAUGCUUCAGACGUCUAAAGUGGGAUAAUAAUAUUGAAAAUAAUUUGUCUUUACGACGUAAAUGUUUCUCUGUGGCUGGCUAACGUUAGCUAGGUGACCGACUUGCUAGCCACUUGCGAUCUCCUCAUGUAAACUCGUUGACUAGUUGGGGAAAAAAUAUUUUGGACUAAGAAACCCUCUUAGUUUUUAUUUUUAAUUUUUUUAUUUUUUUAAACUUGCUCUUCUUGUUUGCAAAACGUGAUUGUAAAUUUGUGCGUGUUAAUGAAUUACACGGAACGAUGACUUAGCGACAGUUUGUAUAAUAAGACAAAGGAGUUUCCUGGUUUUUGUGAGGUGGUGAACGUUGUAUUUAGCGUGCAAUUCAAGCAGGGUAGAAAGCUAAAAUGAUGGUCGAGGAGAGAAGUUUGGUUCGCCUAGUGGCUGUGCAACAUCUCCGGACAGCGUUUGGGAUCAAGGCAAAGAACUGGAACAAAAACAAAGCAGCCAGUUGUAAGUCAACAGCAACAACCAACUCGACAAAGGUAUUUGGAGUACCAUUGGAGAGUUUACCGUAUUAUAACAUGGCACGUGGGAGAGUGCCAAGCUUUCUGGUGGAUGCAUGCAUGAAGUUGCAGGCGCAUGUCGACACGGAGGGCCUGUUCAGAAAAUCGGGCUCUGUUGUUCGAUUGAAAGGCCUUCGGACUAAAGUGGAUUCGGGUGAGGAGUGCCUGUCUGCCGCGUUCCCCUGCGAUGUGGCUGGCCUGGUGAAGCAGUUCUUUAGGGACCUGCCAGAACCUGUGUUACCCACCGAGCUGCAGGAGGCCUUCCUCAAGGCCCAGCAGCUUCCCACCAAGGAGGAGCGCACCUCCGCCACAAUGCUGCUCUCUUGUGUCCUGCCUGACCGGAGCCUCAGUGUCUUGUGCCAUUUCUUUGACUUCCUCCAAAAUGUCUCGAAGAGGAGUGCAGAGAAUAAGAUGGACAGUGCCAAUUUGUCUGUAAUCUUGGCUCCCAAUCUCCUCCACUGUGGAGAAGGUACAGAGAAGAUGAACACCAACACAGAAAAACGCAUCAGACUGCAGACAGCUGUUGUUCACUGCUUCAUAGAGCAUGCUCACAACUUUGGUGCACUGCCACCGUUCCUUGAAGAGAAGGUUUCAGCCAUGAUGCACCGUGACCCAGCAAUUUUGUCGCCUGCAUUCAUUGAGCUUCAGGAGGUAGACCAAAACUCAGGGAGGAGGCGGAGACACGGGCACAGUCUCGGAGUAUUUUCUUCUGCCACUCCUGUGAUUGUGACCCCAUCCUCCAAGCGAAAACUGCCUCUAGAUUCCGCUCCUUCUUUUGGAUUCUCAAACAAGAAACGUAGAUCUGUCAAGAAGAAUCUGGGGAUGGAAUUGCUUCCCAGUUCCUUGUUCAGCGGCACCUCCACCCCUGGAUCAGCUUGCAGUGCGUCAGGGGUGUUGGAUUCGCCCCAAAGUACUCUUUCCUCGGCUGGGAAGUCUCUAAGGCACUCAGACGCCUCGGCAAGGAGAAAGAGCAGACGACCGAGCAGCAGACGUGUAGUCCGCAGAGUUGAAUCUGGAAGAGCCGGCUGCUUUUCUCCCAAAGUCGACAAAAAAGAAGCAGCACACAAGUCUCUGCGCCAGCGUUUCAGCUUGGGGAGGAGCUGCAAAGAUGCCGGAUCUGGGUCCAUAGGUUGGCGACUUGCCACCCAGGAGAGCACCACCGCUUUCUGUUUGACCAGAGAGACCGCCACGUUCAGUGCAUCGCUUCUGCCCAGAAUUGCUCAAUCCAACAGUUCCCAUUUUAUAAGCAAGUCUGAGGACAACUUGCUGUCCCCCCAGUGUGAGCCGGGCGCCCGCCGCACCUCGUGGAGCGCAGAGGCCCCUGGAGGAUCCCGGCUCUUUAGCCCCGAUACACAUCUGAAGAACCAUCGCACGUCGGAACCCGCCAUUGUCGUGUCCAAACCUGCGACUGGGUCCGGCCUCCCUCAAAAGUUGUGUCGCGCUUCCAGUGCGGAGAGCCUGGAAAGCGAGUCGGCCGUUUCCGAAGCCUCGAGCCGAACGGUAGCGUCUGAGAACGCCCUCGGAACUCUGACACACGAGACGGCGAAAGCGCAGCCGUCAGACGCUACCCCGCUCCCUCUGCCGACUGAGGACACGCGCAAGUUCCCGAGUCAUAAUGAGCUAAAUAUGACCUUUGACUCGGAAGCCUUAUCACCUCUGCAUAUUGAUAGUACAGUUUUAAGUUCUUCUGGGAGUUGUCGUCCAGCGCCGGGAGCCGUCGGCCACGAUAGCUUCGCGACGGGUGGAAGCGACGACUCGGCCGAGCGGCUUCGCUGGAGUAGACCGGUUGGAGCUCUGGAGUCCAGCGUGCGGAGUCCAGCGCGCUUCAGACUUGGUGUCUCGCCAGGACCGCGGUCCACUCCCUAUACGCCACGCCUUGAGCUGGCAGCUGAACUGAGCGCAGCUGGCAUCGGUAAAGCACAUCGCAAGCACGUGUCUUCUCCAGAAGCCGGUCCCCAAAUCCAACAGCCGCACCAGCCCCGUGUGGCAGACCACAUUCAACAUUUCAACAAACUCACCCUGAAGUCUCCCAAAGGCGCCAAGGCCAAACACGUCAGGUCGCCGCUGAAGUUCCAGCGCACCCCCGUGAGGCAGGCGGUCCGAAGAAUUAACUCGAGCCACGGAGCGACUAGGCUACCUGCCGGAAAUUCGGACACGGCCCACGCUCGAGGCAUCAACGCCGUGAAAGCCGUCAGCCUGGAGAGCGGCCUGUCCCCGCGCCCGCCGCCCGAGGGAGCUCGUCCGCUGGUUCCGAAGAGACCGCGCCCCGUCCCGGCCAAAAAGCCGAACACCCGGGCCGCUAAAAGCGAGGCUUUUGCUCUCGGCGACGUGACCAACGAGGUCCCAAGCGGGAGCGACGUGGACUCGUCUGUCGCCGAUGCGGCAGGCGCUCGGGAGGCCUUUUCGCCGCAGCUUGCGGAGAUUGAAGCGCGGCGUGACCGAGGGUCACCCAGAGACCCUCUGAACCGACCAAGACUGCUGCCGGCCACCAAGCCUGUUGACUUGUAG
Molecule: messenger RNA, 5331 nt
Organism: Phyllopteryx taeniolatus (common seadragon)
Lineage: Eukaryota; Metazoa; Chordata; Actinopteri; Syngnathiformes; Syngnathidae
Product: rho GTPase-activating protein 11A-like
Exons: 12
Coding region: 2665-5331 (888 amino acids)
Biological process (GO): signal transduction
Source: RefSeq, a predicted model, not a curated record